CUGCAAUACGGCUUGGCAAGUUAAGUCCAUUUCCGCGUUCUUGACGUCGCCUCGAAAAUACUACUAGUCUCUCAUUGCACCAGAGCCGAGAAAGUUGUGCAAUGGCCUGGAAAGUUGCGGAAUUGAUGGGUACACCAUCCAUGCAGAAUGCUGUCCCAAGGUGUCAAGCUUAUUCCGAAGUGGAGGACCGGCAUGGAUACCUUCUCCCACUUAUGCAGCUUGGUAUCCUGGUGUGAAUAGCUUCUUGAGUGUGUCGAACUUUUUCAUCCUUUUCCAAUCCUUCUCGCUAAUGUCCAAUCUUUAAUACUCAAACCGUUUGAACAAUGUCAGCGCCACAAGGAACAUUCUCAGCUCUCAAGGCUGGAGAAAUUGUCGUCAAGCUUCCUCAUCCCUACCAGACCGAGUUUGCGAUCGAAAAAGUCUCGGCACAACCUGACACGAAUGCGCCAGCCUAUACAAUUGUCCAGAAAGCUCCUGGGUCUGACAAGCGUUUGCCCUUUGGUCUUUACAACGAUGGCUUUGUUUUCUCGGAUCCAAUUGAUCUGAAGUCAAGCGAGCUUCCACCUCAAUCCAACAACAGUCCUUGGGCUCGGGCACGCCGUUCACCAUGUGUCACCGUUUAUUGGGCUGGCCCCGAGGCGCCAAGCUUGGGUCAAGUCUGGCUGCUUGCAUAUGCUCUGUUCACUUUGAGAACAUCCGUGGAAUCAUAUCGACUGGAGCUACAUGGAGCUGGGGCCGCUAUUCUGGGCCAACAACUCACAGCAGUGUUGCUUGCCAUUGAUCACCCUCUCAAGGGCCGAGAGAAGCGCCAACCCUCCAACAAGACUGACGAGAGCCUCGUCCUUCUCUUGCGAAGUACCUUCUGGCAAGGCGCUGGAUCACCAUUUGGACCUCGACCUGUUUGGUGCCCAGAAGAAUCGCCUUCAUCUCUGCCCGCCUCAGCACCUCUUGGAUCAUUCCCUUUGACUCCUUUACAUAAUACAACGACCAUCACAGUCGCCGGAGAUCCUGAUGAUCCCGAGAGAGUUCAGCAGUCAUGGCACCCAGUCAGACCAGCUAAGCCCGCACCUGGGGCUGUUGUUUACAGCCGAUGGAUUCCUCAUCUUAACGAGACCUUCUCCAUGGUGUCAGUUGACUAUAAUGAUACCGAGCACGUACGUCUAUUUCAUGAAUGGCAGAAUGAUCCUCGUGUUUCCCAGGGAUGGAGCCAGACGGGAACUUUGGAGCAACACCAGGAGUAUUUGCGCGAGGUGCAUGGUGAUCCGCAUGUGAUUGCGCUUCUAGCCAAAUGGGAUGAUAUCCACUUUGCAUAUUUUGAGGUCUAUUGGGCCAAGGAGGAUCGACUGGGUGGUUACUUCAACGCUGGUGACUUCGACCGCGGUCGACAUUCCCUUGUAGGUGACGUGCGAUUCCGCGGGCCACACCGUGUGUCGGCGUGGUGGAGCAGCUUGAUGCACUACCUCUAUCUCGAUGAUCCGCGCACUAUGUAUGUUGUUGGGGAGUCUCAGGAGACCAACACAACUAUUGUUAUGUAUGACUUCGUUCAUGGCUCGGGUCUAGACAAACUUGUCGAUCUGCCACAUCAGCGCAGUGCUUUCGUCAGAUCGUCACGAGAGCGCUUCUUCCAACUGUGCCCACUAGCAGACAAUGAGAAGGUUGUUGCUGGUACAAAGCUUGGUCUUGUGCCUAAGCUGUGAGUGUCGAACAGGAUAUGAGGGCCACAAUAGAUUUAUAGUAAAUACAGGUAGAUAGGUACUGGUUUGAGAUAUUCGGGACAGCAAUAAAAAGUUCAUGUUUGGAUCACA
Messenger RNA from Fusarium oxysporum Fo47, 1805 nucleotides. Its product is annotated as acyl-CoA N-acyltransferase. The coding region runs from base 324 to 1697 and encodes 457 amino acids. Gene Ontology annotation, biological process: siderophore biosynthetic process. The transcript has 2 exons. NCBI's taxonomy places the organism in Eukaryota, Fungi, Ascomycota, Sordariomycetes, Hypocreales, Nectriaceae. The record is from RefSeq and is a predicted model, not a curated record.